Lycium barbarum (goji berry) is the source of this 918-nucleotide messenger RNA. RefSeq lists its product as uncharacterized. The coding region runs from base 1 to 918 and encodes 305 amino acids. NCBI's taxonomy places the organism in Eukaryota, Viridiplantae, Streptophyta, Magnoliopsida, Solanales, Solanaceae. Gene Ontology annotation, molecular function: zinc ion binding. The record is from RefSeq and is a predicted model, not a curated record. The transcript is spliced from 4 exons.
AUGCAAAAGGCUCUGGAUAUAGCCAUUAAGGAUAUGUUGCCAAAUGCAGAACAAAGAAUGUGUGCAAGACAUAUAGGUGGUCCAAGGUCUACUUUUAAAUACCUCAGCUGUUGUGAUAGUGUUGAUAACAACAUGGCUGAGAGUUUUAAUUCCUGGAUUGUGGGGCCAAGGCACAAGACCAUUAUUACAAUGCUUGAGGAAAUUAGAGUCAAAAUGAUGAGAAGGGUAGGACAACUAAGAGAGUUUUCUGAGACAUGGAUAACAAACAUCAGCCCAAUGGCUUUGAAGGUAUUGCAAGAGAACACAUCAAAGUCAAUGAAGUGUACUCUUGAAUGGAAUGGUGAAUAUGGCUUUGAAGUCAAGGACAACUGGGGUAAUAAAUUCAUAGUAAAUCUGAACAGCAAUACUUGCACUUGUAGAUCUUGGAUGUUGAAAGGUAUUCCCUGCUGUCAUGCCAUAGUUGCACUUCAUUUUAGAAAAUUAGAACCUAUUGACUAUGUUGCACAUUGGUACACUAAGGACACUUACCUCAAAACAUACAACUCAUUCAUUCAACCUGUUACUAAUGUGGCGAUGUGGCCAAAGUCAACCAAUUCUUCUAUUCUCCCACCUGAGAUUAAAAAGCUGUCAGGUAGGCCAAGGAAGUGUAGAAGCAAGGAGCAGACAAAAAACAAGACAAAGAAGCUGUCAAAAAGAGGUGUUGAAAUGACCUGCAGCUUGUGCCAUGCAAAGGGUCACAAUAAGAAGGGUUGUCCUAUGAAUCCACAAUCUGUGAGAGGCAAAGGAAGGGCAAGGGGGAGAGGGAGAAGUACCAGUUCAACAAGGUCAAGUGUUGGUUCUUCUACAGUACCAAGUAAUUCCCAACCAAGUAGAGGAAGGGGAAGACCAAGAGGUUCUGCCAAACAGUUACUGGAAUAG